This is a messenger RNA of Fomitopsis serialis, 1165 nucleotides long. RefSeq names its product ribosome biogenesis protein Nop16. The record is from RefSeq and is a predicted model, not a curated record. Gene Ontology annotation, cellular component: nucleolus. Lineage: Eukaryota; Fungi; Basidiomycota; Agaricomycetes; Polyporales; Fomitopsidaceae. Bases 231 to 977 code for a protein of 248 amino acids. Gene Ontology annotation, biological process: ribosomal large subunit biogenesis. The transcript is spliced from 4 exons.
GCGGCUACGAGCACGUGCGGCGUUGGGUCGCAGCCGACAUCGCGCGGGUCCGUUGGCGCCCAGAACUCGGAGACCCUUGGUUCUGCACUUGAUCGUCCUCGGUCAACUUCUACCACACUUCGCUGAGAUAGUCCAGUCAGGUUCUAUCGGGCUCUGCUUCUAGUCGGCUUGCUAUCCUGCGCACUCCCGCCGGAUCAGCAGCUCUUUCCGAGGCUCACAGUACAGCGAAAAUGGCAAAUCCGCGACAGAGGAGAAAAUCGCGCUCGGGAUCCUACAAGCCGGUCCACCAUUCUCGUAGUGCGAAAAAGAAUCUCAACAAACAACCACCAAUACGCGCCCCUAAAGUCCUUCAGGACGCUUGGGAUAAGCACAAAACCGUCCGACAAAACUACGAAGCUCUAGGCCUCAUUGCGUCCCUGAACCCUACACCAUCAGGAGGCGUCGAGCAGCCUGCGAACCAUACCGGCAACUCCCAGGGUGCGAGUGCGUCGGCCCCACCAGAAGCAUCCACCUCUCAGCAAGUAGCGGACGCUCAUACGAGUGUCCCCAGUAUCCCCAAAGGCUAUGGCCGCAUUGUCCGAGAUGAAAACGGGGACGUUGUCGACGUUUUGCUACCGGAAGAAGAGGAACUUGCUCCUGCCGAUGAGAUAAUGGAGGAGGUCCCAGAUCCUUCGCAUGACGAACAGUUAGCACCCUGGGUCGAACUAGGUUCGGCCACGAAGCCGGGUGCAUCGAAAGUUCCGGCGACACAUGCUGUUCGAGCGCUGGAAGCGAUCUCCCAAGAGCGUAGCGCUCGCCCGCCCAGAACUACGUCUACCGGGGAGCAGGCUAUCCUCCGACGUCUCGUUUGCAAACAUGGCGAAGAUGUGCAAGCAAUGGCGAAGGAUAGGAAAUUAAAUCCCGACCAGCGCACUGCGGGUGAACUGAGCCGUGCUGUACGGAAGGCCGGAGGGUUUGCGCAGCUCAGAGAGAUAUGAGCACUAGAUAGACACGUGUAUACCAGGAAAAGGGCGUUGGGGUUGAAUGCAGACGGUCUGUCUUCUGGCUUCCCUGUUUAGAUCCGUCAGGGAAGAUGUCGGCGCGCUGGAGUUAGAUAUAGACCGUAUGCAUCCCACAAGCCACGACAUAUACACUUCGGCGCAGCCAGAAGGCCGUGCUCUCCUGG